UUGAAUGCUGAGUGAAUCAUCUCAACAUAGCAGACAAAUAGGUUUUUCUGCUUUUUUCUCACGGUUUUAGGAACAAAAGAGCUAAUUUCUGAAAGAUAUACAAACAAAUAAAGAUGAGUAGAAAUGUAAAAUCAAGCAAAAUAUUUUUGACUGAUUCCAGAAUAUCUGAAGAUGGGAGUCUUCUCAUUUGCGGACAAUAUUCGAAGGAUGAAGAUGAAAUCAAUAACCUAAUGGGAAGCAUAAAAUCUGAAACUGCCUCAUUCAAGCCCAUCACCAAUGCAGAGCUUGGAAACCCAUGUUUAGCUUUGUUUGCUGAGGAUGGACAAUUGUAUCGAGGAAAAAUAAUUUCUAAGGCGAGCGACGCAUAUUUGGUGGAAUUCAUUGAUUACGGAAACAUUCAAAGAACAAAGAUCGAAGACCUACGGCAACUACCUGAACACUUUCAAAAAAUAGAUCGGAAGUCUUGUGUAUUCAAGCUUUGUAUCGCUGGAACACCCGUUAAAUCUGCUGCAUUGUGGACACCGAAUAUUCCAUCUGUCAUUCAGGAAGAAUAUCUUUAUUCAGAAAUUGAAAUUGAAGAAAGUGUCGACAUCGACGGUUCUAUAUUAUGCCAGUCUAUUGAUGCAUUUCUGAGAAAUAAAAAGCUUAUUGAUGACGAACUGCAGUAUCCAUUUAAUUUAUCCCCUGUCGGAAGUAAAUUUGAUGCCUAUGUAGUUCACUCCUCUGCAAAAGGACACAUACAAAUUCAGCUAAAAGCAACUGAAAAAGAUUUGAAUGCAUUGAUGGACGAUAUUGCCAUGUUUUAUACAUCUGCAACACUCACUGACAUGGUACUACAGCCAGAAUCAAUUUCUAUUGGGUCUUUAGUUUGUGCUGUAUAUAGUGGUGAUGGAGGGUUCUAUAGGGGUCAGGUUAGAAAGAUUGAUCGAGACAAAUGCUUUAUUUAUUUUAUAGACUAUGGUGGCGUAGAAGAAAAAUCCAUCAAUAAUUUGUUUAAAUUACCUGACAACCUAUGCAGUUUACCUUAUCAGGCAAUAGACUGCAGAUUAGAUGGAAUUGUCUUCUCAACAUCUAUUGCAAUGGAUAAAAUCUGUGAAACGAUCACCACUUUUGCUGAGGAUAAGAUCUUUUCUGUGACAGUGAAACAAUGUUUGACUGCUCACACCUUGCUCGUGGACAUGCAUGACCAUGCCACUGGAAAAGACUUUGCGGAACAUUUGAUAGAAAAUGGUCUCUCAUCAUCAAAAAUUGUAAAUCAAAAUGUACCUAAUCAUAAAACUUAUCAUGUUGGGGAAAAAGCCAAUAUGCUUAUGACUUGGUUGGAACCAGAUGGUACAUUUUUCUGCUAUAAUGUUUUAAGUGAUGAUCUUCUGAGUGAGCAGCUGAAUUCUCUGUACAAAGAAUGUUCGAGUGGAACAGUUCCAGUCUUGAAAUGCCCUUCUAUUGGAAAUUUGUGCUGUGCGCCAUACUCAGAAGAUGGAAAUUGGUACAGAGCAUGCAUACUGAAGUUGUCUGAUAACAUUGCAACUGUACGCUUCAUAGACUAUGGCAACACACAAACUUGUGACGUUACUUCUAUUUUGGAACUUAGCGAUCAAUUCCGUAAAAUGCCAAUACAAGGGAUUCAUUGUUUGUUGUCAUCAAAUCUCGACGAUAAUGAUUUGAUUCAUGCACUGUCUGUACUCAGAGAUCAGGAAGUUGUUGUUGAGUUUGUCAAUGUAGAUAUCGAGCCUUAUGCAGUCUGCCUUUAUCACAACGGUAGCAUUGUUGGCCUAAGAACUACAUCUCCAGAUCUUGAAAGAUCCACGCAAUUAUAUCCAAUGACAAUAUUGCCUAAGGAUGCAAACAUUUACAAACAUCAUACUCUAACAAUAGGUGCAAAAAAGGAUAUCAUUCUCAGAGAGACAAACAAUCUCAAAUCGCUUUGGUGUGUUUUAACAGAAAGUCAUGCAGAUUUACAAAAUUUAACAAAUGAAAUAAACGAAAUGUACAAUAGUGUGAUAGAAGGAACGUACGACUUGAACCCUGCACAAUCAGAUUAUGGUGGUCCGUGUGUAACUCAAGAUCCAAAGGAUGGUAUGUGGUAUCGGUCUAAACUACUAUCUAUCACUGGUCCAAACGAAUGCAAAGUACUUUAUGUUGAUUGUGGAAGAACAGAAAUUGUUUUGAAAAACAGUGUCAAAAUCAUUAGUGAGGGUCUACUGAAAUUGCCUGUUUUUGCACUCAGAUUUACACUCACUUCUAUACUAUCAAUGAGUGGAGUCCCAUUACCUGUAGAUCAAUGGCGGAUGUUAUUGCAGCAAGGUAAAAAUAAAUCUUUUGCUGGUGUUUUCACUGAUUAUGAUGUUGAAAAAGAUUUGUUCUUCGUUGCUCUUCAUGAUAUAGCUGGCCAUUUCAAAGCAAAAGCAACUGGUUCAGAUGUCAAAGUUCAACUCCUGAAUGUGCCCCUCAAUGUCGAAGUUCCCAUUCGAAUAACUUCUGUGGAAAACCCUGGGUGCAUAUGGGUUCAGCUUUUGGAUUACCAGGCUAAUUUGAUUGUUCUAACUGGAAGGCUUAAUGCUUAUUACAAUGAGCUUCCUAAUCACGCUCUAAUUCUUGAGAAUAUAUAUCCAGGACAGAUAUGUUGCAUGAAAUCGUCCAAGACAAAGAAUUGGUGCAGAGGGGAAAUAGCAUUCAUGUAUGAUGAUGUGAUAGAAGUGAAGUUUUUUGAUUUUGGAUAUGUGGAAUCUGCUCAUUUAUCGGAUGCAAAGACCUUAAUGCCUGACUUUUUAUCUCUACCUUGUCAAGCAGUUUGUUGUUGCAUCCAUAAUCUUAGACCAAACAGUCGAAAGUGGUGUAAUGGAAGUGUGAGAUACCUAAAAGAGUUUGUGGCAAAAACAGGGGUCAGUGCAAAAUUUGUAGACCUGAAAAUGAAUGUGUAUGCAGCUUCAAUUCUUGUUUCAACCAAAGAUGAGAAUAUUCUUCUGGGCAGCAGAUUAGUAUCUAAAGGACUGGCGUCAUGGGCCGAUUCAAAUGCGGAAUUGGAAGGUGAGACACCAUUGAGAAUUCCAUCACCCCAAGUCCUACCUCAAUCUGCACAUGUAUUCUUCGGCCAUCCAGGCAUUUCUCUCAUUGGCGCUCAGUUCCCCGUCAUUGUAUGUGAACCAGCAGUGCCAAAUGAUUUCUUUGUUUUACCAGCUAAUUCAGAAGUCAAAGUAACAUAUGCUAAACUCAGAAGAGAAUUGAGACCUUAUGCUCAAUUAGACUCAUCUAUUCAAACCAACAUGUACGUGGGAAUGCCUUGUGUAUGCGUUUUGAGAUCUGAUUGCUUCAGGGCUGCUGUGGUGUCAAAUGAUGAUCCACAAAAUCCAGUCGUAUUUUUGGUUGACUAUGGUGAGAAAAAACAAGUUCCGAUUGAUUGCCUCAAGUCCAUAUCACCUAUACACAUAACAUGUAUACCACCUGUUGCAAUACGUUGCACAUUACAUGGAAUAUUAGAACCUGAAAAUGAGUUUUGGUCGAGUAAAGCUCUUUUGCUAUUUUCCAAGUUUUGCAAGGAAAACAAGAGAGAUCUUGUUUGUACUAUAUAUGGUUGUGUAACGGACGGCGUUUCUCAGUUUUUCAUGGUUAAAUUCCAAACACCUUUUCAAGAUAUUGCGUCCGAUCUUGUAAAAUCUGCAAACUGUACAAUGUUAGAUCCAAUAGGAAACAUGUCUCCUCCCUUUGCAUUGAAGUCAUUUGUUUAUUCAAGUCUCGGAGCAGGAAUAGGAAAAGAAGAUCAAUUCUAUGUCACGCAUGUUGAAAGAUCUGACCUAUUUUAUUGCCAACUCUCGAGUAAAUUUGAGGAAAUAGAUGGCUUUAUGGAUAGAGUUCAAAAUUACUGUUCAAAGUAUAAACAGAAAAAGAUUGUUACUGUCAAGGAUUUGGAGUUUUCUCCUCUUUGUUUGGUUCUUUACGAAGAUGGCAAAUGGUACAGAGCUCAUUAUAAUUCAAAUUCAAUACAUUCGCCCAAAGACACUGUAGCUGAGGUUAUAUUUGUUGACUAUGGUAACAUAUUUGUGACUCCUUUGUCAAAUAUUAUCUUAUGUGAGAAAGAUUCUGGUCUCUCUGAUGUAUCGAUAUUUGCCUUAGCAUGCUGCUUAUCUGAGAUAAUCACUUCAAACUCUGAUUUGGCAAUAUCUAAUGAUAUAUUCAUCAGAAUGAAGGAAAAAUUGGAAAGGAGGCAGCUUUCCGGGAUUGUUACCGGAAGUACAAAUGGUAGAUUACAUCUGGACUUUUUUGUGAAUCAACAGAGACUCAAUGAAAUGAUUAUAACUGGGAAUGUGAGUCCGAUCACUUUACCAGCAAAAGAUGAGAAAUUCAGAAGAGAACCAUCUCUGAAAGGAAAAUUCAAAGAUAUACCUGCAAUCGAACCUAAAACUGUUCAUUCGGUAUAUAUAUCACAGGUGAAAAAUCCCAACUAUUUCCAUGUUCGACUUGCUGAAUAUGAGGAGCAGUUUAAAGAAUGUAUGUCGGAAGUUGAUGGCUUUUAUACUGCAGUGCGAAGACAAGAUUAUUCUGUGCAGCAUAUUCAAAAUGGAAAUGUAAUUUGUGCAAAACAUCCUUUGACUUUGCGAUGGUGUAGGGGUAUUGUUAUUGACUGUGUUUCAAAGGAACCUGAUGAAGCUCUUGUGGAGUUUGUUGACAUCGGAGAGCAGGAAUUUGUAUCGAUAGAAGACAACAUCAAGAGACUUGUCCCUGGUAUGCUGCAUUGGCCCAGAUUGACUAUAAAAUGUCAACUUGCCAAUGUGCUACCAGUAGGAAAGUCCUGGGACCCUGAAAGUACAGAGUUCUUUUUGCGUACAGUUCAAUAUGUUAAUUGCCGAAUUCGCUUCAAUACUUAUGAUGUUACUGAUCGAACCUGGGCUAUUGAUAUAAAGAUUGAAGGCCAGAAUGUGGCCCAUAUGCUUGUUGAGAACAAUUUCGCCAAAUGUGUUAAAGUCCCAUCAAGCCAAGCAAGUGGAUGUUCAGAAUAUGUCAAAACGAAGAAAAUUAAUUCAUGGCCACAGGGUACUGCUCGCAAAGUUUAUAUAAGUCAUGUAGAAUCAAUAAAUCAAGUAUAUCUUCAGCCUGUUGAAUCUGAAGCUGCUCUGAAUACCUUGAUGAAUAAACUGAAUGAUUCAUCUCUGGUGAUGAAAAAUGUGGCAAACAGGCAACUGCGCCUUGAUAUUAGCUAUGCAGCAAAAUUCAAUGAGGAUAAACAAUACUAUCGUGCAAAUCUUUUAUCCCUUCCUGAUCUUAAAAAACCUGAUUCAAUUCAUGUGAUUUACACUGAUUAUGGAAAUGAAGGAUUUGUGAAAAUAGAGGACCUUUGUCAUUUACCAAAAGAGUUUACAAUUCUUCCAGAGCAAGCAAUUAAAUGCAAUGUCAAACAUCCAAUUGGCAUCGACAAGGAGGUGCUGACAGCAAAACUUGAAAGUUUGGCUGGCGAUGAAAAUUCUUCCAUUUCUGCUGAGUGUGUCAAGAUAGAAUCAUUGACUUUUCUUGUUGAUCUCACUAUAGUUGAUACAAAUCAAAAGAGGACUAAGUUUUUGGAAUUUUUUGCUAGAACUGAACCAUCUGCUGAAGCAUCACUGCAGUAUACGAAAAUUGAUGUAAAAACCAACAUACAGACAAAGGUUUAUGUUGCUCAGAUAGAUGACCCACAGCGGAUAUGGAUUCAACUCUCAUCUAAUGCUCCGGAUUUAGAUAAAAUUAUGAGUGAAAUUGACGUUUUCUGUAAUACUAAUUCAACCAAACUAACAGAAUUUCAAACUAGUACUCCAUGCUUAGCUAAGUACUCUGCUGACGAUGGCUGGUACCGAGGAAUGAUUCAAGAUUACAAUAAAACUCUGGGAUCUGCAACUAUACAUUUUGUUGAUUAUGGCAACACAGAAGCAGUAAGAUUAGACAACUUGAAGCCUAUGAAUAUACAAUUCAUAAAGCUUCCUGUGCAAGCAAUCCUUUGUAAACUUCGCAACAUGAUUGGACUCGAACAUUGGACAACAAAUGACACUGAUGAUUUUGUUGAUCGUGUCAGUGAUGUUCAGCUAACGGCAUUAUUUCAUCUUGCAACUGGAAAAACCGGUGGAAAAUUUGUGUCAAAUGUUUACGAUGUGGACCUGAUAUAUCCAUGUGGAAAAUCACUAAAUACAGAAUGGAAUGAAACUUUGAAAGAUCGUACUAUUAAUCUUACAACUGAUGCUUCAAGGAUGUCGGAAGGUGCGGGUGAUAGCUUAAUUAAUACAAAGAACACGAUUAGUUUACAUGAUUCGGAAAACCAUAUUGUCACUGAUAGGGGUGAUCAUGUCAUUGUGGAAAAUCUUGUUCCUCAAACUGCAAGCAUCGACUUUGAUACAUCAACUUAUCUUAAAACACCAAAUAUAGUCUCUGACUUAGAGUCUUUGUUUAUGGAAUCCGGAGCUAUUGAAAAUGGAUUUAUCAGUCAUUGUAAUGAUCCUGGCCAUUUUUAUGUACAAUUAGCCAAACACGUUUCAGAUCUUGAUCAAAUUUAUAUGAAUACCGCGCAGAAUACUUCACAAGAAUCUGUAGAAGUUGGAAUUGGAAGAUAUUGUAUUGCUAAAAGUCCUGAUGAUGAUGAGUGGUAUCGUGCUAAAUGUGUGGAUAUCCGUGAUGAAAAGUUUAUUGUCCAAUUCAUUGAUUAUGGAAAUACUGCUACUAUUGAUUCAAAUAACCUAAAACCAAUGUCUGACGUAUUAAAAUGUUUUCCUAUACAAGCAAUAGAAUGCAAAUUGCAUGGUGUAAUACCAGUACAAACUGGAUGGGACUCUGUAACAGAUUCCUUUUUGGAUUUAACUUUGGACAAGGACUUAAAGAUUGAGUUCAUCAAGCAAACUCAAACUGGAAUAUGGUUUGUGAAAUUGAAUUUUGAAGGACUUGAUAUCGGUGAAAAACUUUUGAAGGAAAACGAUGGCAAAUUGGUUUCAAGCUGUAGAGCAGAGACUAGUUUGGAAGGUAAUUCUCAAACUUACCAGCUUCAAGUUGGAUGUAUUUUGUGUGCUAAGGUGGUUGACAUUGACAUCUCUGGAAAUUUCACAGGAUUUCUGCUGAAUAUUUCUACCCAUAAACUGGUUACGGAAUUGAAAAAUUUUGUGAAAACAAUUAAAGAUGAUGGUGGAUAUGUAUCUAUUCGAUUUGAAGAUCUUCACCCAGGGACAGUAUGCAUGUACAAAACGUUUGCAGGUUGUGACUGGCAAUGUGUUAGAAUCAUCAGGGUAGGAUGUGAUGGUAAAGCUAAGGCUUUCGAUAUAUCAAACAAGAGAAAUGUUGAAUUAGACAGUGGUGAAAACAUGUUUAUUGAUGUAACACCAGAAAUAAGAAAAGACAUUGAUAAACUGUUUGUAAAUUGUGUAACUAAAUCUUCUAUGGCUGUUAAGUUACAUCUGGAAAAUGAUUUGGGAAAAAUUGUUGCAAUUCAUCUUUUAUCUCUGGAUGAAGCUUCAUGUCGAUGGAUUGUUAAAACUUCAUUUCUUAAGGACAAUGUAGAAGAAUCUACAGAUGAGAACACUCUUCAGGUUGAUCCAAUUUUACAAAACGGAACACCGAGUAUUCUUAUAACAAAUACUGAACGAAAGUCAUCUGCUGAAACAAGAAGCAAAACAGGGAAUAAAAGCGAUAUUGGGAACUGGAUAAACGAACACUUUUCAAAAUUGGUCAACUUUUUCAGUUUGGGAGAAGAAUUAUUCCUAGACUGUCCAAGUGCACUCGCUCCUUUACAUGUUGCCAUGUUUAGAUCAAAAUAUGCCAUCGCUUUGCAUUUGACAGAGGAAGAAAAAGCCAGAUUUGAUAUCAAACCCCAGGACGAAAGUCCAAUCAAUGACAGACUGAAAAGAAUCAGUGGAGAAUUAAUGCAAAUUAAUGAGAAUGAUUCUUUGCCUGCAAAGAAAUUAAAACUCGAUAUGAACAAGAAUAAUCCUGGAUUUGGGGGAACAGAAACGGGAAUGUUUUCAGUUGGGAAUAAGUUUGAAGCGAUUAUUUCAAGUGUCGUGCAUCCUGGUCAAUUCUAUGUUCGACCAUUUUUAGUCAUGUCAGAACCUGUUACAUUAGAGCCAACCAGUAAAUUCAAGGAUGUUAAAAAUCGAUUGAAAAAAUUACUGCCAGAUAUGCUUUGCAUUGCCAAAUGUUCAGAUUCCUCAUUUCCUGUACAUCACUGGGUUCGCGCUAUCGUUGAAGAUUGUGAUGGUGAAAACAUAUCAGUGAAAGACAUUGACACUGGUAUAAGGUUUGUCGCUUUAGCUGAAAACGUUUUUCCAAUUGGAGAGAAAGUGGAAUCAUGGCCUUCGUUCUGUAUGCAUUGCUCUCUUGCGGGAAUUCAACCCUGUAAUUCAAGCGGUGAAGGAUGGUCUGACACUGCUAUCAAGAAACUUGACAGUUUGUUGGGAAGCUUAAGCAUGUCUGAUUGCAUAGAAGUACAUAUUGUAUCGAUUGUUUUUAAUCCUGAUUUGUGCCAAGAUAUUUAUGAAGUCGAUGUAUUUUUGAAUGAAAAAUCAGUUGCUGAAACUCUCAUCACUCUUCAAGUUGCGGAAAAAAUACAUUUAAAAUUAGGAGUAGAUAAAGAAAACCAAGUUUGCAGGUUGAAAAAAUCUGAUGAUCUAGACAGAGGAGAGACCAGAAGACCAUUUACAAUCCUUAUGCCUAAGGGUAUAAAAAGGCAACCAUCUGCCAUUCUGCGAACUCCGAAUUCAUCCGACUCUGUGGGUCACUCUAUGCCAAAUUUUGAUCUUCUCGCAGUACCAUGGAGAGUUAUAAGAACGUCUAUUGAAAGGUAUUCUUCUGAGAGUCUCUCAGACAGUGUAUUUGUUUCUGAUGUAGAAGAUUCCUUUAUUGGAUCUGCAGAACAUCCACCUAUUGUUAAACAACAAACUCAUUUGACAUCUUUCAAAAUUUACUGCAGUACUAUAUCAUCUGAAAGUGCAGACGAAGGAGAGACAACUUUGGCUGCAGAUUCGAUAGAAAAUAUCUUGAUUUCCAACAUAAGAACAGAAAUAUCUGAAGCUAGUGUUUCGUCGUCACUAUUGAACCUUCUCACUCCAGCGACUGCUACAUCUUCGGAACAAAAUGAUAAUAAAAAAACAGGUCAAAAUAUUGAAUCUCAAGAUGUUUUUGAAAUGAAGUUAAAAGAGGUGGCUCGUCAAGUUGUUGAAGAAGUUUUUCAGACAAUUGAAACAGAAGAUGAUAUCGGAAAUACCUUUUCGGAAAUACCAGAUCUAGAAGAAGUUACUAAAAUGCAGAAAGAGAAUCUUCGUAACCCUAGCCCAUACCAUGUUCAAGAGCUGGCUGAAGCCAAACAAGAAGAAGAAAUCAUACAUGCAAUGGAAAGUCUUGUUCUUACUGAAAUGCCGUCACAAUCUAUAGACGUUGUAGACAGUUUUACACAUCAAGAUAAUCAACCAGAAAGCAAUUUUGAUUCAGAGACUGGUAAUAAAGAGCAGAAUGUGUCAGUUCCUUUAAAGCCUAAAAUAAAAGACCAAGAAAUUAAAGAUGAUACUGACAAUGUUAUUGGUGAUGUUGAUCUUUGUGAGAUUCCUAAUCCAAAUGAAGGCGUAGCUGAAAUGAAUUCUCAAGAACCCGGUCAACAGCUUUAUCCAGUCGAAGAGCUGGAUGCCGAUAAAAUUGAAUUGCCAAGUUCUGGUGAAAAUACAAUCAAUGAAGUUGAUGUAGUUAAUGACGAGGAUUUUGCACAUAAGAGAGAAGAAGUAGAUGACCUAUCAUGUGAGAUGCCGAACCCAGAUCAAAUUGAAUCAAAGACUCCUCAACAAGAUAUGAUGCAAAAUGCCACUGACAAAACUGGUUUCAUGCCUGAAAAUGGCUCCUAUGUUCUGUCAAUGGUAGAACAUUUUGAAAAGCAACAAGAACAAACCGCUAACCAAGAAGAAACUGGUAUAACGAAAGAAGAAUGUUAUUCCGAUUCACCAAAAUCUGAUGUGGAAGUCCCUAUCAAUCCUGAUUUUAGGUCGAAUAUAGAAGAUCAUGAUUUCUUGAAAGAGGACAUCGACAAAAAUGAGAAUUCAACAGAAGAAAAGGAUAUUUUGGAUGAGAUUAAGGAUGAAGAAGAUCUAGAAAAUGAUAUUAAAGCAUCAGUUGACCAAUGCUCGUAUCCUCAUGCAAAUCAAAGAUUUUACAUCUGUUGUUUACCUAAAAUGCAACUAGAAGUUGGUGAUCCCUAUCCAGUCACUUACUUGAGUUCUAAAAAUCCUCACAACAUACAACUCCAAUUUGAUAUGGGUACAGAUUCAGACGAAUGGAGAAGCACAUUGUGCAAAAUAAAUGAUGCUAAACAUGUGAAUGAAUUAGUUAAACUUGAUUCAUGGGAAACGGACAUGAUGUGUCUUGUACAAUGUCCUUCCGAUGGAUCGUGGGAUCGAGGUCGAAUUGUAUCAACAGAAAAUGAUGAGAAGUAUAUUGUUGAAUUGGUUGAUUAUGCCGAUGUAAUGACGGCAACAAUUGAUCAACUUCGAGAAAUACCGGAAAGUUUGUGUCUUUAUCCAAGACAAACUGUUCAAUGUAGUCUGGGAGGAAUCACUAUGAGAGAAGAAAAAUCUGAAGUUGAAUCUUGGAGUUCAGAUGUUAAUCAAUAUUUGAAUGAUCUUUUAUUUUGCAAUACUUUAAAAGCUGAGGUAUUACAAGUAAACGAAAGCACGACAGAAGAAUGUUAUACAAUUCAACUCUUUGUCUUGGAUGAUAAUAGUGUGGAAAUCGAUGUUGCUAAAGCUUUGAUCGAUGCAAACUUGGCUCAAAAGUUGCAGAAAGAUGAAGAAAAGAAAGGUGAUGAUGAAUGGUCCACGAUGACAGAUUCAGCUUGGGAAACCCUUUUGAAUCCGGAUUUCAGUAGCACUGACCAGUUACAUAGCAGUAACGUUGAUCUAUCAAGCAUGGAUGAUCCUUAUCCUGAUCAAAAUGAAGCUGGAGAUUCCUUGGAAAUUACUCCUGAAAAAACUGAAGAAGAAAAAUCUCCCACAGAUGAAGAAGUUCAUAAAGUUGCUCACGAUAUAAAAACGAAAGUUCUAGCUGGAGCUCUUAUCAUAGCUCAAAUAGAAGAUAAUAAUUCUCUUGGUGAUAAAUUUUCCGGUGGAAAGAAAAGAAGAAAAUCGAAAGAUAUUUACAUUGAUUUGGAAAAAAUUCCACAAAUUUUGGUGGAAGCAUAUGAAUCUACUGAAAUUGACUAAAAACAUUGAACUGUUUUCGUUUCAUUCACACUGUACGAUGUACAGAAACAUUGUAUAAUUUGUCCCCAUCAUGACAAUGCAACUCGAAAACCUAAAGGUAUAACUGGACACAACCUACCUCUAAAAAUUUUGCACCACUAAAUGAUGCCGUAUUCUACAAUCGUAAAAAAAAACGGUUCAAUAUUCAACACUUGUUACCUUAAGAAUCGUGCUAAAUGUGAGACUGUCUCCCAAAUAAUUGUGAUUCAUCAUGUGCCUAUUAAACUCACCAUGACAAUUGUUCCAUUGUUUGUAUAUAAAGUUUUGAGUUAUUCUUUUUCAUUGUAAACGCAUGUUCUUGCCUAUUUACUUUCCCACUGUUUCCUUGAUCAUGAGUUAUUGUAUGUGACUUGCUCAAACUUUGUUCCAAAUAUGCUAAAUCAUUGGCUCAUUCAAGCAUCCAUAGGCAAAGUGUUCUUCAAGUGCUGAACCAUGAAUUCAUUUGCAGCUUACCUGUUGCAUCGUCAAGUUACUCAUUAUAACAACCAAUGGAUUUGGCUGGAAGCCGAUUCUGAUCCAUUUCAAAAUUUUCACCCAUUUUUGUUUAAAGUACAUCACUGUUCUUCGUGGAUUGGCUUUGGAUAUUUAAUUCCUUAAUUGGACAAACUCUUGUACAUAAGAAUCCUGAAUUGUCAAUUUACUGGAUUGUUUUUCGUUUCUUUGUUAUCACCAAAUAUAAAAAUUUCUCUGCACAA
Messenger RNA from Styela clava, 11917 nucleotides. Lineage: Eukaryota; Metazoa; Chordata; Ascidiacea; Stolidobranchia; Styelidae. The record is from RefSeq and is a predicted model, not a curated record.